AUGGCGCGGAAGAUCCUGUGCGUGGCAGAAAAACCCGCCAUUGCUCGCGCGGUGGCCACACAUCUGUCCGGUGGUUCGAUGCAAACGCGCUCUAUACGUGGGACACAGUUCGUGAAGAAUUAUGAGUUUGAUUUUAAUUUCGGUGGCGCCUGGGGAAACUGCUCUGUCACCAUGACCAGCGUGGUGGGCCAUCUGACAGGCCUGGAUUUCGAGCGCCAGUAUAAAGGCUGGACCUCCUGUCCUCCAGGAUCACUGUUUGAGGCACCUGUUCAAGAAGCGGUCGAUAAGGAUAAGCUGCCAAUCGCCGAGAACAUCCGGAAUCAAGCGCGUUACGCCAAGGCGUUGUUUAUCUGGACCGACUGUGAUCGUGAAGGGGAGCAUAUCGGCUCUGAAGUCCGACAUCAGGCGAAGUCGGGAAAUGCUCGCAUCGAAGUCAAGCGGGCGAAAUUCAGCAACACGGAACGAGCUCAUGUCCUACGUGCUGCUCGAGAGCCUGUAGAGCUUGACGAUCUUCAAGCAAAUGCUGUCGCUGCCCGAAUUGAACUGGAUCUCCGGAUCGGCGCAGCUUUCACACGUCUGCAAACCCUCCAGCUGCAGACAUUAGUCGCAGUUUUGCAAGAGAAGGUCAUUAGCUAUGGCUCAUGUCAAUUCCCGACUCUGGGAUUUGUGGUUGACCGGUAUCUGAGGGUGAAAAAUUUCAAGCCGGAACCUUUCUGGAGCAUCAAGGUCAUACUGAAGCGAGAUGACAUGAAAGUCAACUUCCUCUGGCGACGGGUACAUCUUUUUGACCGGGCAGCUGUCACGAUGAUGCUUGAGCGGUGCCUAGCUGCUAGACAGGCCAAGGUCGUAAAAGUGAAUCAGAAGCCCACGAGCAAAUGGAGACCACUGCCUUUGACAACUGUGGACCUACAGAUGAUGGGUAGUCGAUUUCUCCGCCUGGACAGUCAGACAAUCAUGAAGGUCGCAGAGACACUCUAUACUAAGGGAUACAUCAGCUAUCCGAGAACAGAGACGGAUCAGUUUGACAAGGCCAUUGAUCUGAAAAGCUUGGUCGAAAAGCAAGUACAGGACCAAGGUUGGGGGCAGUACGCUCGAGAACUGCUCGAUGGAAAAUUUAGAACGCCACGUUGGGGCCGUCACAACGACAAGGCCCAUCCACCCAUCCACCCCGUUUGCUGGGUCUCUCCAACCCAGUUACAAGCCAAUGAAAAGAAAGUCUACGAAUUCGUGGUCCGCCGGUUUCUUGCGUGCUGUUCCGACGAUGCCAAAGGCCAGACUACCGAAGUCGAAAUCCAAUACGGCGAGGAGAUGUUCCACGCAAACGGCCUGAUCGUGCUGGAGAGGAACUAUCUGGACGUGUACGUCUACGACAAAUGGGAGAGCAGCCAGCAACUUCCAGCCUUCCAGCGAGGCGAGCUCUUCGAACCUACCGAGGCCAACAUUUCCGAAGGCAAGACCACAGCCCCGAACUAUCUCACCGAGCCCGAGCUCAUCGGUUUGAUGGAUGCCAACGGCAUAGGAACGGACGCAACGAUGGCGGAACAUAUCGCCAAAAUCAAAGAACGCGAAUACGUCGCCACGCACAAUCGCGGCGGUGGUCGCAGUUCGGUCCAGGAACUCAUCCCUACUCGCCUGGGUGUUGCCCUCGUGGAGGGAUACGACAAUGUGGUUGCGGGGCUUCCGAAUAGCGUAUCUUUGAGCAAGCCGUUUCUGCGAAAAGAGAUGGAAUUGCGCAUGCUCGAGAUCUGUGCGGGCACCAAGACUCGUCAGGAUGUCGUGCAGGAGAGCUUGGACAUGUACCGGGAGGUCUUCAUCCAUACGCAGAGGCGUAUCGAUAUGUUGAAAGACGCUUGUCGGAAGUAUCUUAUUGAAGAGCCUGCCUCCUGA
Molecule: messenger RNA, 1887 nt
Organism: Penicillium lagena
Lineage: Eukaryota; Fungi; Ascomycota; Eurotiomycetes; Eurotiales; Aspergillaceae
Product: DNA topoisomerase 3
Exons: 5
Coding region: 1-1887 (628 amino acids)
Biological process (GO): DNA topological change
Cellular component (GO): nucleus
Molecular function (GO): DNA binding; DNA topoisomerase type I (single strand cut, ATP-independent) activity
Source: RefSeq, a predicted model, not a curated record